Molecule: messenger RNA, 1374 nt
Organism: Corticium candelabrum
Lineage: Eukaryota; Metazoa; Porifera; Homoscleromorpha; Homosclerophorida; Plakinidae
Product: FAD-dependent urate hydroxylase-like
Exons: 4
Coding region: 229-1218 (329 amino acids)
Molecular function (GO): FAD binding; monooxygenase activity; protein binding
Source: RefSeq, a predicted model, not a curated record
CAGAGACAUGAAAGUUUUAAUUGUCGGCGGAGGAGUAGCGGGUCUAGCAUUGGCAAACCUGCUAGCACAGCGAGACAUCCCACCGACCGUCAUCGAGAAGUCGGAUGGCUACGGAGCAGAUGCGUGCACUCUCAAUCUUUACAUUUACGCAGCAGCAGUCAUGUGUGACAGUACUGAGUCGGCUACGUACUUGCUUUGUGGCCGUUGGGCACAAAUCAAAUUCUGGGAAUGGGACUACGAGACCAGAUGGAGCAACUCAUAGCUCCAUACGAUCAAUAUGCUGCUUUGACGUCAUCAGGUGAUGAGCUCCAGUCAAUGUCUUUGCAGGUGUUUGCGCCAUAUGGCAUCACUGGCUUGCUGCAGAGAAAAGAACUGAUGCAGGUGUUGACUGAUGGUGCAAAACAACGCGGAAUUGAUAUGAAAUAUAAUUUGAUGGUCGAAAUGAUUGAAGAGUCGGGAGAGAAUGUGACUGUGACGUUUUCGGAUGGAUCCACUGAUGUGUAUGAUUUGGUGGUUGGAGCUGAUGGCAUUCAUUCGACAGUGAGGAGAAUUGUGUUUGGCGAUUUGCCUCUCAACUUUAGUGGUUUUGUUGGUUAUGCUUGGUGGCUUGAUGCGAGCGAUCUGUGUACUGUUGAAGGAAUCAAGGAAUAUUGGGGUGCUGCAAAGUUCUUUGGUGUUUAUCCAAGCAAAGAUGCUGUCUGUGUGUUUUGUGGUUUUCACGGACCAGAGCAAACUCCAGUGCCAGUGGAGGAGAGGAUCGAGCAUGUUGUGAGCACAUUUUCUGAAUUCAAGGGAAUUGUACCCGACAUUUUGACCGGCUUGAAGCUGCGGGGUAAACCGGAAGAAUUAUACUACUGCGACUACAGUGAUAUUAGGAUGGAGCAAUGGCAUAAAGGUAGGGUCGUGCUAAUUGGGGAUGCCUGCCAUGCCUUCUUGCCUUCAGCCGGAAUCGGUGCAUCAAUGGCAUUGGAAUCAGCCACCGUUCUUGCAGAGGAGUUAAGCCGCACUGAUGCCAAACGAGUUCAAAAUGCAUUCCGACUCUACUACAAAAGGCGUAAAACUCGCUGUGACAAAGCACAGACUGACUCUAGACGGCUGUUGAAAAUGAUGUUUCUAUCAAAUCCUAUUCUUACGUGGGCAAGAGAUAAACUGAUCAAAAGCAUUUCUUUUGAGACUCUAAUGGGAGGAAUAAUUAAACUUCACAAAGAACCUAUUUAGCAGUCUAUACCUUUUUGUAGGUUAGUUCUGGAGUAUGACAGAAGUUGCGAGUGAGUUUGUGAGCUAAUUGUCGUGGCUGGUUGUGCAGUCAGUUUGGAGGGAUUUUAGUUUUGUUUGUAUGAUCUCGGACUUCAUUAAUGAGCACACAUCAGAUCU